CUACUUUACCGUAUCUCAUUCUACCGGUAAAUUACUCCUUGUUCUGUUCGAUGGACGGUUCUGCUCUGUUUGCAGAGAGUUUUAUCGUUUCGCACGGGAUGGCAUCUUUGGAUUGUUCCUUUGGUUCACAGGAGCAAUGAGGUUAAUUAUGAUAAUAAUAUUAUGGUAACGGUACCCGAGUAUAAUACCGUAUGGUACGGUACAUAUCAUACCGGUACCGUACCGGCACCAUCCGUUUGCGAGGACAAGGGCUUGGUUGCCACCACACAAUGCCUGCCCGUAGAACUUUUGCGUCAGCCCUCUCCCCGGGUGAAUCAAAUGGAGGUGUGAAGCGGGCAGGAGGAGGAGGGGGGUUAAAUGCACUCGCUGGCUCCCUUUGGCUGCCGCCGCGUUUCCCUUCGUGCUCCGGCGAGCUUCGGUGGCCUGCUGUCAUUUCUAAAAUAUUAGCUCACCAACCCCUUCAAAACUUGUGCUUCCUCCGUUCUUCUCCCUCCUCCUCCCCUUUCCUCCCUCUUUUUCUUCCACUCUUGCUUCCUUCUUCUUUCCGAUAUCUUCGAUACUUUCCCUUUUCUACAAUACCAUACGAUAAGCUGUGAUCUCGGGUAUCGUAUAAGCAGUUAGUCAUGCGUUAUCUACUUGCCGCUGCACCUUUCGUUAUCCCGGCGCUGGGCGCUGCCGUUGCUACUAUCGACCGGCCUUUGGAUGAACUCCUAAGGGGGUUCAAAGGUUCGGAGGAAUCAUACGCUAUUCACCACCACAAGGGCGAGUCUUUCUUGACGGCUAGAGUUGCGUGCAACGGAUGUAGGGCAUAUGCCGGGUCGAAGGAUGAGAAUGGAUCGAAAUACGUUCCUAACAUGAGUUUGGAAACUGAUCUGGUAGGUUUUAGUCCGUUCACCCGCCACUGCAUGCGCAUAGGAGCUAAACUGUGACGUAGAUAUUCGAUGUCCGAAUUCCAAAUGAUGAGCCGACCACCCUUAAAAUCAACGACGCGGGUGUCAUCCCAUUCGGUCCAAACCUUGCCGUAAAGGCAUACCAAAUUCCCCGCCAGAUCGAAACCGAGCAUUUUCUUUUCGAGACCGCCGAGAGCGAGUGGAAGAACUUGCCUAUCGGAUAUGACCUCAUGCUCCAGUCCUCAAGGGAAGGCCCAGAAUCAACCCAGAAGCAGGUCACAGUGAGCUUCAGGGUCACCAGUGUUGGUAGCGAGAGGAACGAUGCUAUUCCAGAACUUGAGGUUGUGGUUGACGAAGAUGUGGCCACUAAGGAGUUGACGAUGAAGUCAGUGUCGGUUAAGAAACUCGCUGGGCCACCUUUGAUAUGGUUGGAUGAACUUGAGAUGAAGGACCUGAUCCCUCUCUUCACCUUGCCCCCUCUUCUCGACGCACCCGCUACCCUUGACGACACCACCCCCGUCGACGUGGACAUUGAGAUUGAGAUGGAGAAGGUUCCUUGUGGGACCAACUUGCGUUGCAUUCUCGACCAUGCUAUUGAUAACCUACGAGCCAUGAAAGAUACCGUUAUGGGUCCCCAUCGCCCAUGCAGCCACCGCAACCAGGAAGAGCCAAAUCUGGAUGAAGAGCUCGUAUCUAUUCUCCCCAUCGAUUUUGACUUUCCGGAUGUCCCCCAUUAUGAGGAUUUCGAGAACCUUCGCGCCGUAGAAGAGGAAAAACCUACACUGGGAUUCAACUUCUUGAAUAUGCUUCCGAAGGUUAUGUUACCUAUCUUCAUUGGAAUCACUGCUGGUGCAGCGGUCAGCCUCCUUGGCCUUAUUUUGGGUCAGCUGUUCAUGUUGGGGUGGAAGCGCAUCCGGGCUUCUAGGGGACCUAGAUGCUCCUACAAGAGGUGCAACAGCUCUGAUGAGGCUAGAACUAUGUUGGUCAUUGAGGAAGAAGAGGGCCUCCCCGAGUAUAGAGAUGAGGGGAUUGAAGUUGUUGAGAAAGAAUAAGUUUGUUUUAUCAUUGUUGAACAAGAGAAGAGAAAUCAGAGUCUGGGGGAAAGAAGGACAGAGAAUCCAUGGCGAUGGAGGAGGAGGGUGAGAAACAAGGGAGUUUUGCAAUUGGUGGUCUUGUGCUCUGUGUACUCUCUUUUGAGAUUUUUCUUUACUUCUUUUCCUUUGCAGGUUGGGAAAUUGAUUGAUUGCAGUGAUUUGGGUGUUGGGAGAUUAUUUGAAGGGCUCUUAUUUUGUGAAAUGUGUUCGUUCUGCUAUAGUACCAUCGUUCGUGAAGGCUGGAGUAGUUUUGUAGAUCUAGGAGUACGGUAGAGGUUCUCGCCCCCUCCACCCCCCACGGCCCUUUCGCGGGAAUCAGUGGUGCAACACUCACCGCGAAGUAUAAUUCAUGGCUAAACUAAGAUCAUAUGGACCUAAGGAAGCACUUGGCGACGGGGUGUAAUCUACGAUAUCGGUACCGGUAGGUACAAUGGGUGGGUGAUCAGGUAGUGCUUUAGUUAGCGAGGGGUCUGGGAAAGAGAGCUGCCGCACAGGGCUGCGUCCUCUCACUAUAGUGGGAUAUCGCGGCGUAUCGGGCGGGGAAUUUGCGGAUGGGAUGGGUCGGGAGUAGUGAAUCGUAUAGUACUUAGGUGGGGGGGUAAGUUGGAGG
Messenger RNA from Tuber aestivum (summer truffle), 2594 nucleotides. The record is from the annotation of a GenBank genome assembly. Lineage: Eukaryota; Fungi; Ascomycota; Pezizomycetes; Pezizales; Tuberaceae.